Molecule: messenger RNA, 994 nt
Organism: Amyelois transitella
Lineage: Eukaryota; Metazoa; Arthropoda; Insecta; Lepidoptera; Pyralidae
Exons: 2
Source: RefSeq, a predicted model, not a curated record
UGUCACAUCGUUAUUAAUAUUUUUCACGUCACUAACUUAAUAGUUUCGAACUUUGAGUUUUUUAUACAUUUUAAAAAUGGGAAAAAGAAAAAGGCUUAUGGAUGAAGAUUACAAAGAUAUCAUGAAGAAAAUGAAGAAACUCGAAAGGAAGUUAGAAAAACGUAAACGCGUUAUCUCUUCUUCGGAUGAUGACAAUUCAUCGUGCAGCGAAAAAAUAUCAGACAUCGCUCCAACAGUAGAAGAAAAUGACAAUGGUAACCAUGAUGUUGAUUCACCAUCACUCCCCUGUACCGAAAACGAUAAUGAUACUGCGGAGCCAGAUACCACGCCAGAUUUAGACCCAGAUAUACUGGAGAUAUUAGGCGAUGACCCGUCAAAAGAUAAUUGUGUAGGCGAAAAACUACACAAAGAUAUAGCGCUCAGAUGGACACAUAUUUUGAAAAAUGGCAUGAGUAAAGAAAUUAAAACCGAAUUGCAAAAACAAUAUUUAGUGCCUGAGAACUGCGACAGCAUUAACCCACCAAAAUUAAACCCGGAAGUUAAAGCUGCCAUAGACGAACAAAACCUUAAAAAAGAAACAUAUAACGAGCAUAAACAAAAACAACUAUCUAACUGUCUAGCUGCAAUCGGUAAAGCACUGAAUAUUGCUCUUAGCAAUGAGGAAACGUCACAGGAUCUUAUAAAACCAUUAAGUGACGCCGGUCGACUCCUGUGCGACCUCCACUACCGAGAAUCACAAUCUCGUCGUUACGCUAUUAUAAACUCUCUUAAUAAAGAAGCUAGAGAUACCGUCAAAAAUACCAAAAUAGACGAAUACUUGUUUGGUUCUGGCCUUGGGGAACAUUUGAAAUCAUCAAAGGCCAUUAAGAAAUCGGGUACAGAAAUGAAACCCAAACCGGUACGACCACAGUCUAAACCCUCAACGAGUCAACCUCAGCGCGGGGCUUUAAACGCAAGGGGGGGCUCGCGAGUGCCGGAAUCGCGAACCAACCCC